AUGUUCUGGUCAACAGUGAAAAGUGAGUCCUUAGUAACAUACAAGAAAGAUCAAGGCCAAAGAUCUAUUUUCUCUCCUCCAUCUCCCUCUCCCUUAUCUGUACUACCUGCAACUCCACCGCCCUAUCAUUUUCAUAAUUCUCCAAGCAGAGCAAGACCCAACCCUAAUACUUUCAAAGUACAUUUCCCAUAUCCCUUACAACUACAGCAGGCAUUUACAGAUCAAACCCAUGGUAUGUUAGAAAGAUUUUCGCACUUGUGCAUUUGGACGUCUUUAAUUUACAUCGUUUAAAUAAUAAUAAAACAAUCAGUUUACAUAAUAUGAAAAAUCAUCAAGCCCUCAGCAUUCAGCCUCGACAGAUAACACGAAAAUCGGCCUUGAAAAUUCUUCAUAUCAUGUGAAAACAAAAUUCUAUAUAUUGUCAAUAAGUAAAUAAUGUGGUGGUAUCUAAUGCAAUUAGUAUAAUAUUAUUAGUACACGGAAUUCCCCGUAGUGUGGAAGAGCAGCAGACAGAAGCCAUAGGAAUAUUGUCUGUCGCCGUUGAAAGCUCACUAAAAAGACUAAGAAGACAAUUAGGUAUGUAUAUAUUAAGAUAUGCACGAGAAGACAAAUGGGCUAAACACGAACUAAUAAUAUAUUGACAGUUCGAGUAAGAGGUCAUAAGUCCCAUCAGAAUCGGUUAUGUGAUUAUUAAUAGAAAUAUUAUACCUCAAAUUCAAAUUGUCCAAUGAAAAAACUUCAUUUGUACCACGUGACAAUGUGAUUUUUUACGGUAUUUCACUCAAAUUAAUGGUUUCGCAAUGCAGCGUGAGAUACUAUAAUAUCCCACGGUGGAUCCACCGUGGGAUAUUAUGGCAUCCCGAUCACGCUCACGCGUGACGCGUGGACACCACGCUCUGAAACAAUAUGGCGUUCGCGAGCUGUUGUUUGUAAUUUCGUACAGAAGAUUUAUUGAUUUGACCAAAGAUUUUCAAGACGUAUGUUACCUUCAAUGAUCCAAAGAAUACAUGCUCAAAUAUUUUAAAGAGAAAAUUACGUCAAAAACACAGGAAUACAUAAGAAAUAAAAAAUUGUAUUCGCUUUAUAGUUUUAAAGUUUAUUCUGAAAGUAGUGGGUUCCUCAACUUUCGGUAUAAUAUAUCAUUUAUAGACCCUCCGCUCGGGGGAUUCGUCGAAACAUUACCCUCAGUGAUGAUAUAUCCCUCGGGACAAAGCCCCUCGGGAAAUAUCAUCACUUCGAUCGGGUAAUAUUCCGCAAAAACCCCCUCGCUCCGGGUCUAUAAAUGAUAAAUAUAUUAUUUUAUUAUAAGUAAAAUCACGAAUUCAAAAAUUAUCAUUGAAAUCACAAAUUCAAAUUUUUUUUACUUUCAUAUUUUAUUAUGAGGUGAUCUACUACUACAAAUUUGUCCGCACACUUUCGUAAAAUAUCUCAUUCCAUAAAUUUAAGCGCGUAGCUUUCGAAGGGGACAGAAUACGUAAGAAGUGGCAUCCUCCGCGACGCGGAUGUAGUGGCCCGGGAGACAGUGUCAGCUAGGGCAGUGUAGUGUAAGCUAGCGGAUAAUGUCCGGGGAGACACAAUCCACCAGCAGAGGCACUCUUUCGAGGGGACAGCAUUCGCUGUGAACAUCGUUGCACGUGUUGCCACUCCUCUUGCGCCAACAAUGCGAUCAAAUUUGAUCCAUUAGAUUGCCCGCAUGAGAAAUUAUCUCCCGUGUAACCUAUAGGCUUCAAGGAUAAUCCAGCUUGAAUAUUUUAUAUUAUUGGACUGUUCCAGAACUUGAUCUCACUUGUGAUUGGAUGAAUGGCAAGUGGGUGCAGGAUACAACUAUAGUAUACCGUGAAGGUGCUCUAUCUGGAUAUCGUCAUUGUUUAGUAGAUGAUAGACAAAAUUGCAAACGUAACAGGAAUGACUCUCCUUAUCUCGGUUACCGAUGGGCUUUGAUUGACAAGAGCUGCGAGGCCAAAAGGAUACGAUUCACAAGGAAACAUUUUUUGACUAUAGUAAGCAAUAAAAAGAUCGCGUUCGUUGGAGAUUCUCUAACAAGGAAUAUGUUUCAGUCACUGGCAUGUCUGCUUUACGUACCCUAUGACAAAAAGGAAAUGGUCGAGGAACACAUGUACAAAUACAGGUAUAUUAGCAUUUGUUUAUUUUUUUUAUGAUGAUGAUAUGUGCACAAACUGUUGGUACAAGUUCCGGCCAUGCAAUUAUAUCUAUACGGCUGUUGGUUCUGCUGACACAGCAAGGAUAGAUUAUAAAGUGAGAUUGCUUCUGCAUGGUUCUUUGCAAUCAUUAACGUCAUUGAAAGAAUCGAAAAAAAGCUUUGGCAAUCUGUCACUUGUGAGCAGGGUCUAUGAUUCACUGAGACUGGCAAACAAUUUGAACCACAUGCUUGUACAAAUGAUGAACCCAGCUAAAUGCCAUUGAAUCCAUUAAAUGAGUAUUUCUAUGAAUGCUUACUUUUUGUUAAACUAUCCUAACUAAGGUGCCGAUUUGCAGUAGGGAGAUUCAUCCAUGAUACAGCUGCCCACGCUGUAAAACUAUCAAACAGAAAAAUACUCUGACCUGGUCACAUUAUUGAACAUAUACGUCUUUGCGACCAGGUAUAGUUUCAAAGAGAGCUUUAGAUUUGGAUACUACAGUAUUUACAACAGUGUACGAAUCGAUUACAAAAUUCUUCAUGGAUGCACUUGCACGCCAGUCACACCAUAAUUCGCAUUGUUCAAAAUAAUGCAAAGUAUAUGGCGUGCAAGAGCGUGAUGGAUUUAAACUUCUUGUACGUGUCGUUGUGGUACAGAGUAACAUAAUCUAAAGCUUUCUAUAGGUAAGUGUAAGGUAUGUGUAAGGUAUGUCAAUUUCAAUGUUAGUACUGUUUUGGUUCAGGUAUCCCGAUUUUAAUGUCACUAUUGAAUUCAUAAACUCAAACUACUUGGUGAAGCAGACAAAAUCGGAUUGCGACAGUGAUACAACAGUAAAGCUAGCAACAGUGCCCUGCCUUGAUAUACAGACUGUUGACCCAACCUGGGCCACUCGUGCAGGUGAAUUUGACAUUUUAAUGUUAGCUACAGGAGGAUGGUGGGAGCAUGAUUUGCAAAUGAGACAGGCAAGUUCUGGCGAUGAUAGCUCAUUCAUAAAAUCACAAAAUGCCAUACGCACAGCUCUUAUGACAGUGAUGGAUUAUUUGGGACAGCCUGAGUUUCAUGGGAAACGCCUGUAUUGGAGAUGUGCAGAGGUAUAAAUUGCUGAACAUAACAUAUUUCAGUUCCCUUGUGUAUAGUAUUUCGCAUGAGAUACUAAACAAAAUAAAACUCCGGUCUAAUACUUUGAGAUCAGUGCAUCUGGCUCAAAACGUAGAAUACAUACAUAUGCAAAAUUUCAGCCUGUAAACCAGCCUUAUAUAAGCAAAUUAGCAAAGAAAAAUCUAUGUGUGAUAACGAUUAUGCAAGUCUGUUGAAUCGAAUAGUGGUAUUUAGGCCUUUUUGUAUAUGGUAAGAGCCCUACCAAAAAAUAAGCAUAAACUAUUAGGGACCAAAAAAUAAGCAACCAAACCAACCAAGUCUCAUAUUUGUUAUUUGGCUAUGUGGAGGGCAUGAAUGUAUGUAAUUUGAAAAUUCAUUCUAAAAUGACAGGUAUGCUAAUUGUUGGGAUUGAACUAAAUUGUAAAUUAAAGCUGUUCUAACUAGUCGUACUUUUGAUUAUUUAGGUAAGCCAUUUCUUUGGAGGUGAAUGGAAUACAGGUGGACAAUGCAAACGCUCUGCUCCAAGUAAUCAUUCGUUAUACAAUCCUGUUUCAUUGUUUAUUGAACAAGCAGUCAUAGAUUCAAUCUCGAGUACUUCAUCCAACAUUAAGUUAUUUGAUAUAACCAAAAUGAGCAGCUACCGUCAAGAUGCGCACCCAUCAAGUCAGACUAAAACCACUGCACCUACUGACUGCAAGCAUUGGUGCUUGCCUGGCGUUCCAGACCAUUGGAAUGAAAUUUGGUUAAACAUAUUAAAUAACGAUUUUUAA
Paramuricea clavata is the source of this 4006-nucleotide messenger RNA. NCBI's taxonomy places the organism in Eukaryota, Metazoa, Cnidaria, Anthozoa, Malacalcyonacea, Plexauridae. The record is from the annotation of a GenBank genome assembly.